AUGGCAAAUGAGAAAAAUGUGAACACUUACUUUGACAAUCUCAGGGGAACACUAGACCAGUAUGAUUUACAUGACAAACCCCACCUCAUUUUUAAUAUUGACGAAAAGGGUAUCUCGUUGGACCAUAAACCACCACAUAUUGUUCAUGUACAUGCUAAUCCACCUGCAGUCACAACUGGAAAGAGCAAAACAGUCACUGUCUUGGGCUGCGGUAGUGCCAGUGGUGUGGCCAUUCCGCCCUAUUUUGUAUUUGCAGGAAAGCGCAUGAAUCCUGACUUACUGGCGGGCAAAUGUGCUGGUGCAGAUGGAACAGUAAGCGAGACCGGCUGGUCCAAUGGUGCUAUCUUCAGACACUGGAUUGGACAUCAUUUUAUCAAGUACAUUCCAGGUCGCACCAAUGAACCUGUUCUACUUAUGUUGGAUGGUCACAAGUCGCAUGUUUCUGUAGGGCUUGCAGAGUGGGCUCUGGAACUGAAUAUUGUCAUUUUUGUCUUGCCUGCUCAUUGCUCCCAUAUUCUUCAACCCUUUGAUGUUGCCUGCUUUGGACCCUUCCAAAAACUCUAUAACAUCCAGUGCCACAAGUUAAUAAGGGAAACAUCUGCCACUAUUUGUCGGUACAAUGUGUGUGAGCUGGCGUGCAAAGCCUACACUAAGGCAGUAUCCCCUGAAAACCUACAGUCUGGGUUCAGGAAGACUGGUAUAUAUCCCCUGGAUAAAGCUGCCCUACCUCAAGACAAGCUUCUACCAGCUGAUGUCUACCAGGAGUCUUCAGAAUGUAGUCAAGCUAGUGAAGCUUCUACAGUGGAAGGGGGCAUUGAAGUUAACAAAGAUGAAGGAUGUAGUGUCUUCAUGAAAGAAAAAGGGAAAGAACUUAAGAGAAAGAAAUCAGAAACUGAAAAGCAGAGAAAAACAAGAAAAACUAUGAGCAAAAUAGUGUCAGGAAAAGAGAUGUCUACAGAAAGUUUAAUAGAGCAAAUGAAAGAACAUGAACUAAGUCAGAACAAAAGGAAGCCAGAACAAAUGCAAACAAAGGAGAAGUCAGUUAAAAAAUCAAUGAUAAUCAAACUCUUGAACAAACAGUCCAGUCCAAAGCCAGGCCCUUCCACUGAGAAGUCUGCUGAAAGCCCAUAUAGAUGUGAAAUGUCUGACUCUGAGUCAGACAACAUGGACACUAAGCCAUGCUGUGUAUGCAAUGCACGCCAGCCUAUUGAAAUUUCUAGAAACAGGUCUGUUAAGUUUGUUGAGUGGGCUCAGUGUGAUGGUAAACAUGGCUGGAUGCCCUGUUUACACUGGGUACACCUGAAAUAUUGUUGCCCCAUAACUGAAGUUGCUGACGGUCAGAAAUUCUACUGCCCUCACUGUGUUGACUAUGAGGAAUAG
Messenger RNA from Mercenaria mercenaria, 1380 nucleotides. RefSeq lists its product as uncharacterized. The transcript has a single exon. Gene Ontology annotation, molecular function: DNA binding. Gene Ontology annotation, cellular component: nucleus. Bases 1 to 1380 code for a protein of 459 amino acids. Lineage: Eukaryota; Metazoa; Mollusca; Bivalvia; Venerida; Veneridae. The record is from RefSeq and is a predicted model, not a curated record.